AUGAAAUCUCUACGUUUAAUUUUGUUGAGUGUUUUCGUUGUGACGGUCGUAUCGUUGCUCACAGCGGACGCCGCGACCACAAAUUCAACAUCCAACUCAACAUCAGCAGACACUACCUCGAACUCAACAUCAACGUCAACGUCUAACAGUACCAUCACUGCAUUAAAGAAACGUUUGGCAAGAUUACGCGCAUUAUUGAGGAAGAAAAAGCUGGCUGCUGAAGCAAAAGCAAAAAAACGACGUGCAGAUAGGAAGAAGCGAAGGCGUGAAGAAACAUUAAGUAAAAUAGCUGCAAAUAAACGCCGAAGGGAACGGGAAGGCUGA
Anastrepha obliqua is the source of this 324-nucleotide messenger RNA. RefSeq lists its product as uncharacterized. The record is from RefSeq and is a predicted model, not a curated record. Lineage: Eukaryota; Metazoa; Arthropoda; Insecta; Diptera; Tephritidae. The transcript has a single exon. Bases 1 to 324 code for a protein of 107 amino acids.